Molecule: messenger RNA, 803 nt
Organism: Sinocyclocheilus rhinocerous
Lineage: Eukaryota; Metazoa; Chordata; Actinopteri; Cypriniformes; Cyprinidae
Product: ribonuclease inhibitor-like
Exons: 3
Coding region: 111-803 (230 amino acids)
Molecular function (GO): protein binding
Source: RefSeq, a predicted model, not a curated record
AGAGAGCUGUGGAUGAGGCUCUACAGAGUAAAAAUGGACAUCUGGAUCUUUUCCUGCGGUUCCUUCUGGGUUUAUCAGUGGAGUCUCAUCAGAUUCUCCUACAAGCACUAAUGAAACUGACGAGAAGCAGAUCUGACAGCACUGAGAAAACAGUUGAGUACAUCAAGAUGAAGAUCAGGACCAUUGACUCUCCAGAGAAAUCCAUCAAUCUGUUCCACUGUCUGAAUGAACUGGGUGAUCGUUCACUAGUGGAGGAAAUACAACAGUAUCUGAAAUCUGGAACAAUAAAGGAAAGCAAACUCUCUUCAUCUCAGUGGUCAGCUGUAGCUUUUGUGUUGCUGACAUCAGAGAAUAAACUGGACGCAUUUGAUAUUAAUGAAUUUGUUGGAGAAAACAAUAAAGCUGAAAAACUGAAUGUUCUUCAGUAUCUGCUGCCUGUGAUUAAAGUUCAUUUGAGUGAUUGUGGCGUCACAGAUAAAGAUUGUGCUGCUCUGACUUCAGUUCUGAGAUCAAACCCCUCACAGCUGAGAGAUCUGGAUCUGAUUAAUAAAGCAAUCAGAGAUUCAGGAGUGAAGCUUCUCUCUGUUGUACUGGAGGAUCCUCGAUGUAAACUGGAGAAACUGUGGUUGUGGGAUUGUGGAGUCGCAGAUGAAGGUUGUGCUGCUCUGGCUUCAGCUCUGAGAUCAAACCCCUCACACCUGAGAGAACUGAGUCUGACUCUGAAUAAACUAGGAGAUUCUGGAGUCACACUGCUGUCUGCUGUACUGGAGGAUCCUCACUGUAAACUGGAGAUACUGAGGUAA